This is a messenger RNA of Chelmon rostratus (copperband butterflyfish), 1941 nucleotides long. RefSeq names its product apoptosis inhibitor 5 (gene api5). The record is from RefSeq and is a predicted model, not a curated record. Gene Ontology annotation, molecular function: RNA binding. Bases 224 to 1810 code for a protein of 528 amino acids. NCBI's taxonomy places the organism in Eukaryota, Metazoa, Chordata, Actinopteri, Chaetodontiformes, Chaetodontidae. The transcript has 14 exons. Gene Ontology annotation, biological process: negative regulation of apoptotic process. Gene Ontology annotation, cellular component: nucleus.
CUUGCACACGAGAGAUUGCGGGAAGACGGAGCGUAGAGGGGUGUUCAUUCACGGCUUCUCGAAAUUUCAUCUCCCUUUCGAAGGACAUACUCCCUGAUAAUACGGCGUUGUUUGUGCUACAGUCGUCUGGAACAGUGCAGAAGUGACCUGAAAGGGGUUUUCUUCAGCGUGUUUUUUAAUCGGCGGUCUUAUCUGUGAGCGGCAGGCACCCGUACGCACGCUGAUGGCGGUCACUAUCGAGGAUCUCUAUCGUAACUACGGGAUCCUUGCUGAUGCUAGUAAGGAAAACCUCAGCCAGCACAAAGAUGCCUACCAAGUAAUCCUGGAUGGCGUGAAGGGUGGUCCGAAGGAGAAGCGUCUGGCAGCACAGUUUAUUCCCAAGUUCUUCAGCAGCUUUCCAGAGCUUGCCGAUGCAGCCAUCAAUGCACAGCUUGAUCUUUGUGAAGAUGAGGAUGUGUCGAUUCGGCGACAGGCCAUCAAGGAGCUCCCACGUUUUGCAACUGGCGAGAACAUACUCAGAGUUGCAGAUAUUCUCACCCAGCUCCUUCAAACGGAUGAUACGGCAGAGUUCAAUCAAGUGAAUGCAGCACUUAUUUCUAUCUUCAAGAUAGAUGCGAAGGGUACUCUCGGAGGCCUCUUCUCUCAGAUCCUGCAGGGAGAGGAUAUAGUGCGAGAAAGGGCCAUCAAGUUUCUGUCGGCCAAACUGAAGACCCUGCCAGAGGACGUCAUGACAAAGGAUGUGGAGGACUACGUCUUUGCAGAGACAAAGAAGGUGCUGGAGGAUGUAACCGGAGAGGAGUUUGUGCUGUUGAUGCGUUUAGUGUCGGGCCUACGGGUCCUGCAGACAGUGAACGGCCGGCAGCAGCUGGUGGAGCUGGUGGUGGAGCAGGCUUUCCUGGAGCAGGCCCUCAACCCAGCUGACCCUGACACUGUUGACCGCCUGCUGCAGUGCACGCGCCAGGCCUUGCCCCUAUUCUCUAAAAAUGUCCAUUCCACACGUUUUGUUACCUACUUCUGUGAACACGUCCUCCCCAACCUCAGCGUCCUGACAAGUCCUGUGGCUGAGCUGGACAUUCAGUUGGAGGUGCUGAAGCUGUUGGCUGAGAUGAGUCCGUUCUGUGGAGACAUGGAGAAACUGGAGGCCAACCUCAACAUGCUGUUUACCAAGCUGCUGGAGUUCAUGCCUCUGCCGCCAGAUGAGGUGGAGAACGGAGAGAACUCAACAAACGAGGAGCCUAAACUGCAGUUCAGCUACGUGGAGUGUCUUCUCUUCAGCUUCCACCAGCUGGGCAAGAAGCUGCCAGAUUUCCUCCUCGACAAAGUGGAUGCUGAGCGCCUCAAAGACUUUAAGAUCAGGUUACAGUAUUUUGCCAGAGGGCUGCAGGUUUACAUCAGACAGCUGCGAGUAGCACUGCAAGGCAAGACCGGAGAUGCUCUGAAGACCGAAGAGAACAAGAUCAAAGUGGUGGCCCUCAAGAUCACGAACAACAUCAACAUCCUCAUCAAGGAUCUCUUCCACAACCCUCCAUCAUUCAAGAGCACAGUCACUCUGUCCUGGAAACCCGUCCAGAAGACAGAGGCAGUAGCACCCAAGCGUCCGUCAGGUGAGGAGAUGGGCUCCGGUGGCAGCACAAAAAAACAGAUCUCUCCCCAAUCCCGGAGGGACGCACGGCAAAUCUAUAAUCCCCCCAGCGGAAAGUACAGCGCCACAAUUGGCAAUUUUAACUAUGAGCAGCGUGGUGGGUUCAGGGGAGGCCGAGGACGAGGCUUCGGAGCCAGAGGCAACAGGAGCCGAGGUCGAAUCUACUGAGACACUCACAGUACAUACAGUAUUGCUCAUUGAACUGCAUCACAUCGAGAUCUUUUCCGCACCAAGAUGGACUAUUUGUCACCUACUCUUUUUUUUUUUUUUUUUAAACUGGUCUCUGCAACUUUUUCACU